GUUAUUCUGUUGCUGUUCUCUCAACUCAGAGCUACAUCUAUUUUGUGGCUGGUGCACCAAGAUCCAACUACACUGGCAGAAUAGUGGUUUAUGAUGUUCACAGUGAUGGUAAUGUCGCAAUUAUGCAGUCCCAGAGAGGCGAGCAGAUUGGCUCCUACUUUGGCAGCGUGGUGUGUUCAGUGGAUGUUAAUAGCGAUUCUGUGACAGAUGUGCUGCUUGUGGGUGCACCAAUGUUUAUGAAUGACCUGAAGAAAGAAGAAGGGAGAGUAUACAUGUUUUCCAUCACAAAGGGAAUUUUGGAUCAACAAGAACUCUUGGAAGGUCCACAGGGGUCAGAAAACGCUCGCUUUGGAUCAGCGAUUGCAAUGCUUGCAGACAUUGAUUUGGAUGGCUUUAAUGAUGUCGUAAUAGGUGCACCACUGGAAAGCCAAAACUCCGGAGCAAUUUACAUUUACAAUGGAUUUCAAAAGACUAUACGUACUAAAUAUUCUCAGAAAAUUUUAGGAUCGGAUUCCGCUUUUGGACAACGGCUCCAAUUCUUUGGAAGAUCAGUAGAUGGCCGUAGAGACUUAAAUGAUGAUGACAUCACUGACGUAUCAGUUGGUGCUGAUGGAAAUGUGGUUCUCCUAUGGUCACGAAGUAUUGCAAAUGUGUCCAUAAUUGCCUCAUUUAAACCUGAGAAAAUCAGUCUGCUGAACAAGAACACAGAAAUAACUGUCAAAAUAUGUUUUCAAGCUACAUUUAGACCUGCUAAGAGAAACAAUCAUGUGGCUAUAAAGUACAAUGCAACAUUGGAUGCAGAUCUUCAGUCAUCUAGAGUGACUUCUAGAGGACUGUUCAAAGAAAAUAAUGAAAGGUACAUGCAGAGGGAUCUUGUCGUACAUCAUGAGGAGAAUUGCAUUCAUGAUGUCUUCAGUGUGCAGGAACCUUCUGAUGCAGUGAAUUCCCUUAGUUUGCGCAUUGACAUUGGCCUUGCAAAUCCUGGCUCUAGCCCUGUCCUUGAUAGAUAUUCUCCUGCAUCUGUGGCCUAUAGUAUUCCUUUUAUUAAAGACUGCGGUGAAGAUGAACUUUGUGUCUGUGAUCUUGUUCUGAAUGUUCAAAGGAAGGCAGAUGAUGGCAAACAGCAGUUUGUUGUCAGCAGCAAAAACAGAAGACUAACAUUCAAUGUGAAAUUGAGAAAUAAAAAGGAAAAUGCAUAUAACACCAGAAUCCAGGCUACAUUUUCAGACAAUUUGUUUUUUGCUUCAUCGUCUUUACCGAGCGAUGGGACUGAAGUCUCAUGUCAGACAGGAACAGCACAAAGUACAGUCAUCUGCCAAAUAAGCUAUCCGGUUUUCAGAACACGACAACAGGUAUCCUUUGAUAUUAGUUUUGAUUUUAACCUGAAAAAUCUUCAGAAUGUGGCAGUUCUAAGUUUUCAUGCAUUGAGUGAAAGUACAGAAGAGCAAGAACUGGACAACCAGGUCAGCUUAUCAAUCCCUUUGCUAUAUGAUGCAGAAAUUCACUUCACAAGGCUUGCCAACAUCAACUUCUAUGAAGUAUACUCUGGUCAUAACAUUCCUUCCACUGUGAAUAAUUUUGAAGAUAUUGGCCCUAUGUUCAACUUUUCAGUUAAGGUAACUACAGGAAGUAUUCCAGUAAAGAUGGCAUCUGUAAAUAUUCAUAUUCCAGAACUGACCAGCAAAGAGAACCCACUACUGUACAUAACUGCAGUCACCACAGAUCAGGCCAGAGGUGUUACUUGUCAAGCUCAGAUAAAUCCACUGCAAAUAGGAAAGAGACCUUAUUCUGCAUCUUUCAUGAAAGAGAACUUCAGAGCAUCCAAAGAACUGAAUUGUAAGACUAUGAAGUGCCGCACCAUUGCAUGUAAACUGGAAGAUGUUAUGCUGAAAGGAGAGUACUUUGUGAACGUGUCCACCCGAAUUUGGAAUGGAACCUUUGCUGCUUCAACUUUCCAGACACUACAACUCUCUGCAGAGGGAAAAAUUGAUACACAUAACCCUGAGUUAUUUAUAAUUGGAGAGAAUACCCUAACUAUUUCAGUUACAAUAAUGAAGCCAGAUGAGAAAGCUGAGAUACCAGUUGGUGUUGUGAUUGGUAGUAUAUUGGCUGGACUCCUCUUGCUGUUGGUACUGGUUGUCAUUUUGUGGAAACUUGGCUUCUUCAAGAGACAGUAUGAGAAAAUGACACAGGAUACAGAAGACGUCGAUGAAAUUACAGAACUCACAAAGGACAAAGACUGA
Messenger RNA from Mesitornis unicolor (brown roatelo), 2243 nucleotides. It is a transcript of the gene ITGA2, whose product is annotated as integrin, alpha 2 (CD49B, alpha 2 subunit of VLA-2 receptor). The transcript is spliced from 19 exons. The record is from RefSeq and is a predicted model, not a curated record. The annotation marks the transcript as partial. Gene Ontology annotation, cellular component: integrin complex; external side of plasma membrane. NCBI's taxonomy places the organism in Eukaryota, Metazoa, Chordata, Aves, Mesitornithiformes, Mesitornithidae. Gene Ontology annotation, biological process: cell-cell adhesion; cell adhesion mediated by integrin; cell-matrix adhesion. Gene Ontology annotation, molecular function: integrin binding.